Panicum hallii is the source of this 771-nucleotide messenger RNA. RefSeq names its product beta-hordothionin-like. The transcript is spliced from 3 exons. The coding region runs from base 53 to 457 and encodes 134 amino acids. Gene Ontology annotation, biological process: defense response. Lineage: Eukaryota; Viridiplantae; Streptophyta; Magnoliopsida; Poales; Poaceae. The record is from RefSeq and is a predicted model, not a curated record.
GUACCAAUAACCCAAGCCAUUUCUUUGUGUUUUACAGGAAAGCCAGAAAGAAAUGGGGAGCAAGGGUCUUAAGAGUGUAAUCAUGUGUGUGCUGAUACUAGGGAUAAUCUUUCAAGUGGAGGGCAAGAGUUGCUGCAAGAGCACCCUGGCAAGAAACUGCUACAACAUAUGUCGUCUGAGGCUUCCUCGGCCAGUCUGUGCAAGAACAUGUGGCUGUAAAAUCAUAAAAGGCACUAAAUGCCCACCUGGCUUCCCUAAAUUGAACCUUCUUCCAAACUCCGGUGAACCAGAUGCCAUUGAAUACUGCAACUUAGGAUGUGUGUCUUCUAUGUGCGACACUAUGAGCAAUGCUCCCGAAUUUGUUGGCGAAGAGACGAAAAUCGACAUGGAACGCUGCAGUGAUGCAUGUGACCGUUUCUGCAACGGGGAUAGCCGCAUCGCGUCCGUUGCCGCAUAAUCAUGCAUGUGCAUGCCAUGAGAUUUGUUGUCGAAGGCUAAGGUCUCAUCAUGAUGGAUGGCAGUCCACAAAUAGGAUCUCAUGGGCCAGAUGCAAGUCAGCGUGUCGUCUUAUAUAUGUAUGUACGUGCUCUUUUUUUUCUUUGUUACAAUAAAGGUAACCACACGAUGGAUGCCAUGUUCCUAUCUGUAUGUGCUCAUCUUUAUCGAGAUGUAUGCGUGUAUCCUGGGCCAGUUAAUAUGAUCACUAUAAAUUAUAUUGUUUCGUGUUACUUUUAAGUUUUUAUUUGUUAAUAGUAGACUUAUGUUUAUUUC